Molecule: messenger RNA, 1662 nt
Organism: Colletotrichum orchidophilum
Lineage: Eukaryota; Fungi; Ascomycota; Sordariomycetes; Glomerellales; Glomerellaceae
Product: MYND finger
Exons: 3
Coding region: 1-1662 (553 amino acids)
Cellular component (GO): nucleus
Molecular function (GO): protein binding
Source: RefSeq, a predicted model, not a curated record
AUGUCAGAAGUAAGCAGUGGCAUAGAGAUACGCGGCACGAAAGGCGACGCCAAGGGUCGCUCUAUCCACACGACGCGCCGUUUUGUGCCGGGAGACAUCAUCACCCGGUUCAACGACCCGGCCGUCGUACUGCCGCCGGGCCCUCGGGCACUGGAGUAUUGCAACCACUGCCUCAAGCAACAGCAACAGCAGGCCCAAACCACAGAAAGACUUCGCGCAUGCACGGGAUGUAAAACGGUGGCGUACUGCGGGCCAGCGUGUCAGCGCGCCAACUGGUCUUUGGUUCACAAGCUCGAAUGUAAGGCGAUUCAGAGGCUUCACAAGAUCAAGCCGCCGAACCAGCCGAACUGGAUGCCGACGCCGAUUCGGGCAGCGGCGCAGGUCAUGCUCCGGCAAAAGGUGUUGGAGAGCUUUCAGGAGUUGGAAGGGCAUGUGGAGGCGUGGCGGCUAAAGGACGAGAUGAACUUGCAGCUCCAGGCGCAUGGGGUUGUCAAGUGUCUUGGUGUUGAUGACAUCUCGACGGAGAAGUUGGAGAGUGCCUUCCAGGUUCUGUGCAAGCUUCAAACGAAUGCUUUUAGCAGGUCAGAGGAGUACCAUGAGACUGGUGGUAUUUUCUUGGACACAAGACUUGCCAUGAUGAAUCACUCAUGCUGCCCCAAUGCCAUGGUCCAAUUCGAUGGAAGGAAGGCCACGCUCCGCGCAAUGUCUUUCAUCGAGUCAGGGGAUGAGAUCGAGAUAUCUUAUAUUGACCAGACCCAACCAAAGAACAAAAGACAGGGCGACCUUGGCCUAUAUCACUUUGAAUGCAAGUGCCACAAAUGCAUGAAUGACCUGGAUGAAUAUCAACUUGCUAGGACGGAUUCAUCGGUUGCUGAGCUGAAUAAGCUGAGCCUCAUGCCUGAUAUUGAGAGGUUUAAGCUCCCUCCUGGGCCAGACGGGCAGGGCUCGCCACAAAGACAGGAGGGUGAAAAGCUUCAAAAGAUAUUCCCUGCACUCCCCCGCGACAUGGAGCCCAAAGCAAAGCACAAAUGGCUACGGGAGGCGUACAAGACGGCUUCAUGGUUUCCCAAGAAUGGCAAAUGGGCCAUCGAGCCCUUUGCUCAGCUUGUGGACGAGGCGGCGUUUUACUUUGGCAAAGAUCGGAACAACCACGAGUGCGCGUUAGCCAUCGCCUGCCUGUCGGCCUACGAGAUUGAGCCGUACAAGCACCUCGUCCCAUUCCAUCCCCAAAGACUCAAGGGCCUAUCUUCCAUUGCUAUCGCGCUGUCGAAUACAGCGCCCAACCCUGAAAAUUUGACGAAGCUGGCGAGAGACAUGGCUAGGGCGAAGAAGUUCCCAGGCGUGAGUGUCAAGAUAUUAGAGAACCUAGACCAAGUGUCAAUGUGCCAGAUGGUUUUGGCAAUGAUCGAUGGGUACAAGACUCUGGCGCCAUCGGCCGACUGGGAAGUUGUCGUCUUGGCAAGGCAGAUGCUCAGUGACAUUGGGAGCCUUCCGGGCAGGGAGAAGGAGAACAGCCUGAUCACCGCUUGGCUCAAGGAUCCAAAGCAAAUGGAGGACUUCUUCAAGUACGCUCUGAUAGAGCCGGUCAGAGCUUUGUCUGAGCUUGGAAAAGUUGUGUUGGAAGUAGACUUGGGCAGGGACCAAGAUUUGUCUGCCAAUUGA